AUGACAACGGAGCAGCCUUCAGUGAGGCCCAAGACUGGAGUCAAAGUUAUUGUUGUUGGAGCUGGUUUCGGCGGACUUACUGCAGCAAUUGAAUGUCAUCGACAAGGGCAUGAUGUUGAGAUAUACGAAUCUUUUCCGGAGUUGAAACCCCUUGGAGACAUCAUUUCAUUCGGUGCCAACGCCGGUCGCAUAUUCCGACGAUGGGGAGUCGAUGGUGAGAUCACCAAGAAGAUGCGAGCAAUCAGCAUCGACCUUGUGAAACACGGAUUUCGAAUUCACAAAUAUACGGGCGAACACAUCAUCACGCAGAAAACCCCAGAACAGGACCCCGAUGCUCCGGUUUUCAACGGUCACAGAGGAGAGUUGCAUGAGAUCGUUUUUAACCACGCCAAGGAUGAUUUGGGUAUCCCGAUCCAUCUUGGGACAAGAAUAGGGAAGUACCUGGAGGAAAAGGAUUGUGCAGGCAUCGAGCUAGAAUCUGGCGAACAGAUUUUCGCAGAUGUCGUCAUUGGUUCUGACGGCGUUCGAUCAAAGGCUCGCGAACUGGUUCUGGGCUAUUUUGACCGACCCAAGAGCAGUGGCUAUGCCGUCUUCAGAGCAUGGUUCCCAAACACCGACAUGAUCGCCGAUCCGUUGACCAAGCAUUUCUGCGAAAAUGGCGAUACGUUUAAUGGCUGGAUUGGCCAAGAUGUGCAUUUUCUCUUUUCAACGAUCAAGAACGGAAGUGAUUGUUGCUGGGUCUUGACACACAAGGACGACGCAGAUAUUGAUGAAUCUUGGUCAUUCCCGGGAAAGCUAGAAGACGUUUAUAAGGUCUUUGAAGGUUGGGAUCCACUUUGCAAGAGAAUUGUCUCCAAGACACCGGAAAGUCACCUGGUCGAUUGGAAGCUGGUUUAUCGAGAUCCUCUCCCAACCUGGGUCAGUAAAGGCGGCCGCAUCAGUCUGCUGGGUGAUUCCGCACAUCCAUUCCUGCCAACUUCAGCCCAAGGUGCAACUCAGGCUAUGGAAGAUGGCGUCACUCUUGCAGUUUGCCUCAAGAGAGCUGGCAAGGAUCAAAUUCCCGAUGGAGUAAGAACGUACCAGCGGAUAAGAUAUGAGCGCGUCAAAGCAGUACAAAAGACCGGCGAAACCACACGCGACAUGUGGCAUAAGGCAGAUUGGGAUAAAGUCAAGGAAGAUCCCACAUCGGUCCAGUUCCCGCGAGAAGACUGGAUCCAUAAUUUCGACGCGGAAAAGAAUGCUGAAGAGGAAUUUGAGGAGAACUUCCAGCAUUUCCAGACCACGGUAAAUGGUACUCGCGAUAUUAUCUAUGAAGAUCUUGCAACGCUGACUGAAGGCCCCCUAGUCCCAAAACAGCUCUCUGCCAAACUUUGA
Messenger RNA from Exophiala bonariae, 1374 nucleotides. RefSeq lists its product as uncharacterized. The transcript has 6 exons. The coding region runs from base 1 to 1374 and encodes 457 amino acids. Gene Ontology annotation, molecular function: FAD binding; monooxygenase activity. NCBI's taxonomy places the organism in Eukaryota, Fungi, Ascomycota, Eurotiomycetes, Chaetothyriales, Herpotrichiellaceae. The record is from RefSeq and is a predicted model, not a curated record.